GCAUCUGAGGCACUUACAUGCUCAUACUUGGAGGCUUCAACUGCAGUUCCUGGUUCAGAGCUGAGGAAGCAUGAGUCACUUACAAAACUUACUGUUAGACACCUUGCUGGGGACAAAGCACGUGGACAGUGCCGCCCUCAUCAAACUCCAAGAAAGGAGCCUGUGUGUGGCAUCACCAGGAUUUAGUGUAAUGCCAAGUGAUGUUCGAACACUUGUGAAUGGAUUUGCCAAAAACCCACUGAUAACCCGAAGGGAAGGCUUGUACUUCAAGGAAAAGGAUUACAAAUGUGUCCGGGCGGACGACUAUUCUCUUUAUGCUAAGAAUGAGAACACUGGUGUGGUUGUUGUGAAGACCCAUCUGUAUCUUCUGGUGGCCACUUACACUGCAGGCAUGUAUCCUAGCGUCUGUGUGGAGGCCACAGAGAAGCUGGGAGACUAUCUAAGAAAGAAAGGAAGCUAAACCGUUGGACAACUAGUGAAGACAACUUUAUUAUUUUGAAAGAAAGUACAGAUCCUUAAGAAAAAGUAUUUUGUGCUUAAAAACACUGAGUGGAAGACAAAAACAAAGACUGAGUUAAGGAACAUUUUUCUUAUUUCAAGUGUUCAUCAUCUCUCACCGGAAGGACCUGACCAGCUCGUUCCUUUUCUUUAAGCAUUGGUCACUGACUUGAAACCCGAGUGCAUUAACGAUUUUUCAUAGGACAAGUCUGCUGGGAGUCUCGCCUCCAAGUCCCCACACAUGCUGCCAGAUAUUCCAAGAAUACAGGCCCUAGUCUCCCCAUGUGUGAGCCUGACGCACAUUGAAGACAGAGGAGAGCUGUGGAGUUAGUUCUCCUCGUCCACCAUGUGAGUAGUGGGAAAGGGACCUGGGUCGUGAGGGCUGCUGGCAAGUGAACCCACUGAGCCCUCUCACCAGUGCCCCUGACCACUCUGUACCCAGGCAGUGUCGGUGUCAAACCACCUUAAAAAUUAAAGUAAUGCUUAGAAAAUCCUCUCAUUUUCAAGUUUUAUCUCACAACCUUUCUA
Alexandromys fortis (reed vole) is the source of this 1026-nucleotide messenger RNA. It is a transcript of the gene Pfn4, whose product is annotated as profilin family member 4. Gene Ontology annotation, molecular function: actin monomer binding. The transcript has 4 exons. Gene Ontology annotation, cellular component: cell cortex. The record is from RefSeq and is a predicted model, not a curated record. The coding region runs from base 71 to 460 and encodes 129 amino acids. Lineage: Eukaryota; Metazoa; Chordata; Mammalia; Rodentia; Cricetidae.